GGGAGGGCAGAAGGCCUCACGCCGCAGCAGGGGAGGCUUAGGUGGGGCACCAGGAGCAGCUUCUUCUCCUCCGGGAGGGCUUCUCCAACCGAAGCAGCUCCAGGAUUCUAACUUAGGGUAGAGAAGAGAAGGUGAGGAGGGAAGAGCAAUCUCCAGCAGCGGUGGGAAGAGCUCCCGCGGAUCCCAGCGGCAUUCUGAGCCACCUGCUCUCAGGCAUUUGCAGAUGGAUUUCCACACCAAGGGCCCGAAGGAGGACAAUUAGGAUGGAUGAGAAUCAGUGGUGCCCAGAACGGCUCAGGCUCCUCACUGCACCCUGUCUGAUAGGAAUUCACCCUUCAGACCCCAAAGUAACCCCAGCUUGCCAGCAAAGGGGUCAAAGGAACAGCAGUGAGCCUGCUUCUCCUCGUCCCCCUGUGGAGGAAAGCAGAAGGAGCAGCGAGUGGAGCCCUGCAGAGCCCCACAGAGCAACCCACAGCGUCCUCUGCACUGCCAGCGCCAGCCAGGAGCCCAGGGGCAGCAGAUCCUCAGGUGGGUUCCUGCAGCCUGAGGAGUCACCUCAGGAACAGCACAACAGCUAUUAACAGAAUCACUCCAAGAGUGGUUCUGCAUCUCCUCGCUUCCAUCUCUCUCUACAGCAGCAGGACACCAAUGGCUUCAGCCUCGGGGGCAGUGGUGAUGUCUCCUGGAUAAAUUCCAGCCAGGCUGCAAAUGUGCAGAGAGAGGAGCUGGGGGAGAGCUGUGCAGCUCCAGGCUCAGCCUGCACCUUGCAGAGACAAGACAGAAACAAACGAGGAAAGCACAAAGAAAUUGAGCUCCUGCCAACGACUCCACAGCAAAUGAACACAUCACAGCACAAGCCAAGAAGGCAGCCUUGCCAGGGAGGAGACUGCCAAGCACUGGCAAGCUUUGACUGCCUCAGUCUGUUCCCUGGAGAAAACGAAGUGAGAGGAAGGAGCCAGCUACAGCCAGUCCAGCACACAGGGGGAGCCCAAGGAAAGGGCAUCUGAGGCGGCACUCAGGAGCGCUGCAGGCUGGGGCUGGACUCCCCCGGGGUGCUGCCUGGCCGUGCGCUGCCGCCGCGGAGCCCUCCGCAGGGAGACGGAAGCCUUGAGCCUGCUGGGAUAGGUUCUCACCUUCUCUGCCACGGCACAGCUCAGCAGUUUCUGGCUUGGCCCAUCAAUGGCACCAGCUCCUGCUAGGAGCAUCUUCCUGUCCUCCUUGUGAGCUGCUGGGAAAAGGCUUUGCACUGAAGGUCUCAGUCCCUGCACCUGGUGGCCCAGAGGAGAUGAUGCUGAGGUGCAGCCUCCUGGGUUCCAGCCUGUACCUGUUGUGCCUUGUCCUGUCCCUGGGCACCACCACACAGAGCCUGGCACCUUCACCUUGGCACCCACCCCUCAGCAGGCACAGCCUGAAGCAGCUGGAGAAGAUGCGAUGCCUGCGGAAGCGCUCGGCGGUGCCCUGCCUAGGGCUGCUCGUCCUCUGCCUGCUCUUCGUGAACCUCUACAUGGAGGAUGGGCACGUGCUGCAGGACGGGGACAAGCAGGCGCUGAGCGAGGCAGCCACGCACCCGCCGGGCGCCGAGCGCCCCCCGCACGCCGCUCGGCCUGUGUCCAACUUCUCCGCAGCCAGGAACGUCUCCUAUCACUACCUGGCUGGCACACCUCUGCUGAGGAAGAGGUACCUGACAAUUGGGCUCUCCUCUGUGAAAAGGAAAAAGGGCAACUACCUGCUGGAGACCAUCAAGUCCAUCUUCGAGCAGUCGAGCUACGAGGAGCUGAAGGAGAUCGCGGUGGUGGUGCAGCUGGCAGACUUCGACUGGGCCUGGUGCGCCGGCAUGGCGCAGGACAUCUCGCAGAGGUUCGCUCACCACAUCAUCGCCGGCAGGCUGCUGGUCAUCCACGUGCCGGAGGAGCACUACCCCGCGCUGGAGGGCCUCAAGAGGAACUACAACGACCCCGUGGAGCGGGUGAAGUUCCGCUCCAAGCAGAACGUGGACUACGCCUUCCUGCUCAACUUCUGCGCCAACCUCUCCGACUACUACGUCAUGCUGGAGGACGACGUCCGCUGCUCCAGGAACUUCCUGACUGCUGUUAAGAAAGUGAUCACCUCCCGAGAGGGCUCCUACUGGGUGACCCUGGAGUUCUCCAAGCUGGGCUACAUCGGGAAGCUUUACCACUCCCAUGACCUGCCGCGCCUGGCACACUUCCUGCUGAUGUUCUACCAGGAGAUGCCCUGCGACUGGCUGCUCAUCCACUUCCGCGGGCUGCUGGCGCAGAAGGAGGUGAUCCGCUUCAAGCCCUCUCUGUUCCAGCACAUGGGAUACUACUCCUCUUACAGGGGAGCUGAGAACAAGCUCAAGGAUGAUGACUUCGAGGAGGAGUCCUUCGAUCUCCCCGACAACCCCCCGGCCAACCUGCACACCAACAUGAACGUCUUUGAGAACUACGAGGCCAGCAAGGCGUACAGCAGCGGCGACGAGUACUUCUGGGGCAAAGCCCCUGCCACGGGGGACUUCUAUGGGGCUGUGUUUGAAAAGCCCAUAAAAAUCAGCAAAAUCAAAGUGGUGACGGGGACCGAAGACAGGCAAAAUGACAUUUUGCACCACGGGGCCCUGGAAGUAGGGGAAAAGGUGGUGGGGAGUAAGAAAGGGAGGCAAUGCAGCACGUACCUGAGACUGGGGGAGUUCAGGAACGGGAAGUUUGAAGUGACAGACGUAGAGCACAAGGUCCUGUUUGAUGUUAGCUGCGUGAGAAUAGUUGUCACCAAAAGCCAGAAGGAGUGGCUGAUCAUUAGGAGCAUUAGCAUCUGGACUUCUCAGACCCCAAACCCAUAAAGCCACCUCCGAAGGUGCCGUGGGCAUUCAGUCAGCUGUACCGCAGCUGGUGCCAUUCGCCGCCGCAGCCGGCGCUCGCAGCCCUCCUGGAGGCGCGGAGCCCCUGGGCAACGGACAGAGCGGGCGGGGGGGUCGUUUUGUACUGGCUUGGCCAGGCAGCACACUAAGCCUUCCUUGGUGAAGUUUUGAAUUUUAUACAAAUGCAAAGUUCUCAAACCUCUCCUGAGCCUUCGAGCUCCUUUUUUACUCUCUUCUCUCUGUAAGGGAGCUCUCCUGGACUGCAGAGAACAAAGCCUCAGCAGGAGGUGUGAAGCGCUGAGCGGUGUGUGGUGACAAGAGAUGGGGCCGCAGCUAGGCGGAGAUGAGUCGCAGUGCUGGCAGCGUGUGUCUGUGCAGUGGUGGGUGGUGUGGUGCUUCUCCAGCCAGCUGUGGCAGGGAAGGCUCCCCUGGCAGCGGCAGUCUCCUGCUGGACACCCUGCCGAAGCGGCUGAUCUCUGCAGCUCCUUCCCAAGGGGGAUGUCGGUAAAAGCAGACACCUGGCCUGACAGCUCUGUACAAGACAGAUCAUUGCAUCUCUCCUCCUGUCCCAGCAAAGAGCUUUUGUUCCUUCUCCUGGCUCCUCUUGCUGAAACGAGUACCACUUGAAUUCUGUGGGGCACAGGGGACCAGUGCACUCCCCUCCUCCAAACGAAAUGCCUCACAGUGAGCAAGCUUUCUGCUCCAGGACAGAGGACGCUACCAAACCCAAGCACCUCAAGGGCAAAACAGUUCUCUUGGGCCUCUUGACAGAUCUCAGCCUCAACACUUUCUGUUCCUUCACAACAUGCAGAGAAGCUUGCACAGAGCUGAGAACACAGCGAGCGUCGACAGCACUGCUUUUGUCUUCUGUGCCCAUGUGCCCAGCCCGUGUGUGAUACCAAGGCAAAGGGUGAACGGAAGCAGCAGAUAGGAUCCUAGUUCCAUGAAAGUCACUCACAGGAUCAACCAUGGAUUCAUAGACCCAUUUCGGUAGGAAAAGCCCUCUAAGGUCAUCCAGUCCAACCAUCAACCCAGCACCACCAUGGCCACCAAACCAUGUCCCCAGGUGCCAUGACCACACAUUUCUUGAGCAUCUCUGGGGCUGGGGACUCCACCACCUCCCUCCUAGAGAAUCCAGAGAAGCAUCCUCCUCUCAAAGCAAGCCUCUGCUUCUGUGUCCCUUAAACCACAGCUAAAUCUCUGCUCUUCUCACACACAUCUGCAGUCCAACAGGCCAGCAGCAGCCUGGGUGCAGGUUGAGGAGGACAAUCACAGCACUGUCAAAUGCAGACCCCUGCGACUCUCCAGUGGCUGUAAAGGUCACAAGGGGCUUGGGGGGCACUGCCCUGGGAAGGUUACCAGGUAAUUUGCUACGGUUAGUCAGCAGCCAAAGCCCUUUCUUGUGGAGAGUUGUUGCUCCUCUCCCCGUCUUUCGUUGAUCACGAGCAGUGGUACCAAAGCAAACACAACUAGGGCUAGCCCAGCACGUUCCCAGCUUCCCUUCAGCAGUGCAGGAUGUGCAAAGAAAGCUGCUCUGGGAGAGUGGAAGCUGUGGCUCAGCUGCGAGGCUCAGAACAGAGCAGAGAACUGCAGAGACAGUCUGAAAGGCCCCUGCCAGGGAAAUGCUCUCAGCACCAGCCUGCAGUGCUUGCAUUUGUGCUUCGUCAGUUAGGACCUGAACAGAGUUGCUUUGCUUUCUGCAACAGCAGCAGGGUUGAGUCUCACCUGCAGUACCUGGGCUUAGCCCUGAGAACUCAUUAGGCUGUCACCACCACAGAUGCUAAGUGAAGGCCCUCUAGGGAAAGAGAUGGAGAGAGGAAUGUGCUGGGAAUGGGAGGCAUAGGAUCAUAGGACCAUAGAAUGGUAGGGGCUGGAAGGGCCCUCCAGAGAUCAUCCACCCCCCUGCCAGAGCAGCAGCGCCCAGGGCAGGGCACACAGGAGCACAACCAGGUGGGUCUGGAAAGUCUGCAGAUAAGGAGACUCCACAGCCUCUCUGGGCAGCCUGCUCCAGGCUCCAGCACCCUCACACCAAACAACUUUCUCCUCAGGCUGAGGUGCAGCCUGUACCUGUUGUGCCUUGUCCUAUCCCUGGGCACCACCACACAGAGCCUGGCACCUUCACCCUGGCACCCACCCCUCAGGUAUUUGUAGACACUGCUCAGGUCCCCUCUCAGCCUUCUCCUCUGCAGGCUAACCAGCUCCAGGGCUCUCAGCCUUUCUUCCCAGCAGAGCUGUUCCAGUCCCAUCAGCAUCCCUGCAUCUCCUCUCCCUACCCCUGUGGAAUUAGUUUGGGAAGCAUCACAACACUUUUGUUCCAAGAACACAGUUCCAUAAACCCCUGCUUGGAGCACUCUCCUUGGUGCAUGGAUCACAGCUCAGCUUCCAGAAAAUCCAUCUGAUCCAACUCAGUCACAUGGAAAAGAUUGCAGACUUCUAGGGAGGGAAGACCAAACAGUCCAAGCCUCAGAGUCACUGCUGGCUGGGACCAAGCCAGGUUCCAGAUCAGCAUCAGUGCUUCAGAUCUAAACUUGCCUCUCUUUCUUCAUCAGCCAAGCCAAGUCCCUCUGUGUAAGCACAGCUGUGUGCUCACCAACACUGCUCACACAUGGGGAGAUUUGGGGUGUCCACUGAUGAAGCUGGAGAUUAGCAGAGUGACACAACCCCAGGCAUUGGUGUCCCUUUGCUUCUCUUGGGGUGUAUUUGCUGAGCUCAUUUAAGGGCUGAACAUCAUUAUUUUCCUACUAAAACACUGCCAGCAGCUCAGGGGAUUUUACCCCUCUGGGGAGACCUCACCUGCAGUACUGCAUCCAGUUCUGGGGGCCCCAACCCAAGACAGACAUGGACCUGCUGGAGACGGUCCUGAGGAGGCCACAAAGGUGAUCAGAGGCUGCAGAACCUCCCCUGUGGGGACAGCCUGGAGAAGAGAAGGCUCCAGGGAGACCUUAGAGCAGCCUUCCAGUACCUGGAGGGGCUCCAGGAGAGCUGGGGAGGGGCAUUGGACAAGGGCUGGGAGUGCCAGGAUGAGGGACAAUGGCUGUGUGCUGGGAGAGGGGAGAGUGGAGAGGAGGAAGAAAUUGUUGAGAGUGAGGGUGGGGAGAGGCUGGCACAAGUUGCCCAGGGAGGUGUUGAAAGCCAGGCUGGAUGAGGCCUUGAGCAACCUGUGUCCCUGCCCAGGGCAAGGGGACUGGAUGAUCUCUGGGGUCCCUCCCAAGCCAAAACAUUCCAUGAAUCUCUGAACCUAGAGCACAUAUUAAGAUGAGAAGGCAGGAAGGAGGUCGUGCUCCAGGUUCCUGAGCUUCAAAGGUUUAGACCCUUGGGAAAGCUGCUUUAGCUCUUGAUUCUGUGGGAGAGAAGGGACUUUGAGUCUCUCACUACAGAUCCUGUCCUCCUUCAGAGGCUUUUGAGGCUGUGUUCACCACCUCGCUCGAUUCAGCUGCAGCACCGAAAUGAAGGAAAUCCAAUGCAGAAGGAAGCAAACUGGGCAGAGCUUCUGUUCCACAGCCCUGCUGCUGCCAGCUGCUUCUUUGCAUCAGGCUAACUGCCGUAAGCAGCUGCCCUCGGGCUGCCCUGACGCAAACCAGGACCUGAGCUGCUCCUUGCCAAAGCAGCAGGAACUUCACCGCCCGCGGGAGGCAGAGCGUCUGACCAAAGCAUGCUCACCACAGGUCCCCAGCUGGCAAGUCCUGGGCCCUUCUCAAGCUGGGAAGCAAGAGUGGGAAAGGUUUGAAGUCAUUCUCCUGUUCCAGCUGCCUCUGCAAAUAAAAUGAGAGGGAAAAGAGAAAAGCAAAGCAGAAGCAAACUGUGCUGCUCGGGAAGAAGGGAGAACGCUCCUGGCGUGUGACUGCAUCUGACCUCAAGCCUCUUUUGGGCACAGUUAUAAUUAAAAGCUUUUUUCUCUUCUUCUUUUCAA
Molecule: messenger RNA, 6761 nt
Organism: Pogoniulus pusillus (Red-fronted tinkerbird)
Lineage: Eukaryota; Metazoa; Chordata; Aves; Piciformes; Lybiidae
Gene: MGAT4C
Product: MGAT4 family member C
Exons: 11
Coding region: 1286-2833 (515 amino acids)
Biological process (GO): protein N-linked glycosylation
Molecular function (GO): acetylglucosaminyltransferase activity
Source: RefSeq, a predicted model, not a curated record